UCGUACUAAACUCGGCCAGCCCCCUCGUUUUGACGCCAAACCCUUUUGCUUAUUUUUACUAUUUACCAAACAUACCCUUAAAAUCUCACGAUUUUACAUCAACGUUGGAUUUUAUUGUAAGGGUAAGAUUAGUGGGUCCUCGGAAAAUACAAAAAGAGGUAGAGAGAGAACUGUAUACAAGUAUCAUUGAUAGAGCAUUAGAGAGAGAGUGUGUGUUCUGUGGGAAAACUGAGGACGGCGUGAUACGCUGAAAAUUCACAAUUUUUAUCCCCACUUUCACUAUAAAUUGUGUAUCUAAAGAUGGAGAGAGAAAGUCUGAAUCCUUUUAUGCGCUAAUCGAUAUUGCAUAUGUACAUUCUGAAUCUGAAUCCAUUGCUUAAUGAAGCUGUUGCUCCGAUCUUUGUCUUCUUCGGACGGACUCUCCAAUUCAUAAAAUCUACGCCGAUCCGAUCGAUUUUGUAAUCCUUUUGUUUUCUGAUUUAAUGAAGUGAGAGUAAAGGAGAUUUUGUUUGUCUUUUGUAUUUUAAUUUGCAUUUAUUAGUGGAUAUUUUCGAUCGUCGACUUUUGAAGGGAGAGAAAAUGAACGGAGGUGAUGAUGGAGAGUCGGUGGCUUCUUCGGCUGGUCCUCAGCCUCCGCUAGAUUGGAAAUUUUCUCAGGUCUUCGGCGAGCGCACUGCUGGCGAAGAAGUACAAGAAGUUGAUAUUAUCUCGGCUAUUGAGUUUGAUAAAACUGGUGACCACCUUGCUACCGGUGACCGUGGGGGAAGGGUUGUGUUAUUUGAAAGAACUGAUAUGAAAGAGCAUGGUAGAAAUCGAAGAGAUUUGGAGAGAACAGACUACCCAGGUAGUCGACAUCCAGAGUUUCGGUACAAAACUGAAUUUCAAAGCCAUGAACCUGAGUUUGAUUAUCUCAAGAGUUUGGAAAUCGAGGAGAAAAUCAAUAAGAUCCGAUGGUGUCAGACGGCUAAUAGUGCCCUCUUUCUCCUGUCCACUAAUGACAAAACCAUUAAGUAUUGGAAGGUCCAAGAGAAGAAAGUUAAGAAAAUCUCAGAGAUGAAUGUUGAUCCUUCCAAAGUUGCAGGAAAUGGUAGUGUUGCCAAUGCAAGUGUUUCUCCCAGUCCUAAUCACAAUCUUGCCAAUGGGGGCUUUGUAGAUCAAUCUGACAACUGCUUGAGCAAAGACGCAUCCUUUCCAGCCCCGGCUAUUUCCUCACUACGAUUACCAGUGGUCACAAGCAAUGAGACCAGUCUUGUCGCAAGAUGUAGGAGAGUAUAUGCUCAUGCGCAUGACUACCAUAUCAAUUCUAUUUCAACUAAUAGCGAUGGUGAAACAUUUAUAUCAGCUGAUGAUCUGCGAAUAAAUCUUUGGAACUUGGAAAUAAGCAAUCAAAGUUUCAAUAUUGUUGACGUUAAGCCAACAAAUAUGGAGGAUCUAACUGAGGUGAUAACAUCAGCAGAGUUUCAUCCUACUCACUGUAACACAUUAGCAUACAGCAGCUCAAAAGGGUCAAUUCGUCUUAUCGAUUUGCGGCAAUCUGCAUUGUGUGAUUUACAUUCUAAAAUAUUUGAGGAACAGGAGGCACCUGGUUCAAGAUCAUUUUUCACUGAGAUAAUAGCUUCAAUUUCAGAUAUCAAGUUUGCAAGAGAUGGAAGACACAUACUUAGUCGUGAUUACAUGACCCUUAAGUUAUGGGAUGUUAAUAUGGAUUCUGGUCCAGUGGUUCAGAAAGUCCGGGAGUUGAUGCCAACGGAAACUCAUUUGAUUUCACUACCAAACUGCUCCACCUGGCAUGGCACCCGACUGAAAACUCUAUUGCCUAACAACUCUUUCGCAAGCAAAUUGAGGCGCCACAGUUUCUCCCUCAUCAAAGUGCCUUGUAAACCUGUAGCACAUUCAUUGAGUGCUCAUCGGGCAGAAGGUUGGUUUUCUUUGUUGAAUUCAAAUCUUCCUGCUGCUGCUUAUUCGCGGGGCAUUAAGUUCAUAAACUUUUCUUUGAUUUGUAUAUUUUGCAUUCAGUCUGGGUUAAGAUGUAUUGAGCUGUGGCCCGAUAUGUGCAAAGAUCUGUGA
This is a messenger RNA of Olea europaea var. sylvestris, 2067 nucleotides long. RefSeq names its product serine/threonine protein phosphatase 2A 55 kDa regulatory subunit B beta isoform-like. Gene Ontology annotation, cellular component: protein phosphatase type 2A complex; cytosol. Bases 580 to 2067 code for a protein of 495 amino acids. Gene Ontology annotation, biological process: peptidyl-serine dephosphorylation. The record is from RefSeq and is a predicted model, not a curated record. The transcript has 14 exons. NCBI's taxonomy places the organism in Eukaryota, Viridiplantae, Streptophyta, Magnoliopsida, Lamiales, Oleaceae. Gene Ontology annotation, molecular function: protein phosphatase regulator activity; protein binding.